This is a messenger RNA of Sphaerodactylus townsendi, 1497 nucleotides long. It is a transcript of the gene ERCC6L2, whose product is annotated as ERCC excision repair 6 like 2. The transcript is spliced from 10 exons. The coding region runs from base 115 to 1497 and encodes 460 amino acids. Gene Ontology annotation, molecular function: ATP binding; ATP-dependent chromatin remodeler activity. NCBI's taxonomy places the organism in Eukaryota, Metazoa, Chordata, Lepidosauria, Squamata, Sphaerodactylidae. The record is from RefSeq and is a predicted model, not a curated record.
CCUGAUUGUAACAGCCGGCGAGUUUCCCAAUCCGGGAGCCGGCAGGAACAGUCGUUCUUGGCGACGCGCCCUCUUGUGUAAAUAUUGGCGAGCCAUUUUUAGUUGUAACUCGGAAUGGGCGACAAUCCAAAAGAAAGGUGGCAUGCUGGUGAUAGAUGCCUGGCUUCUUUUUCUGAAAAUGGAAAGCUUUGUGAAGCCAUAAUAACAUCCCUUGAAACCGAUGAGUAUGGAGAAUGUUUUGCUGUUGUUUCUUUUUGUGGAUCUCAAGAACAGAGAAUAGCCGUAGCAAAACUCUGUAGGAUUAAAAAUACUGCACCGAAGAGCUUCAUAUUUGAUAAUGAAGAUUUGGAGAAACCUUACUUUCCUGACAGAAGACUUCCCUCACCUUCAGUUGCUUUUGAAUUGUCCAUACAUGGGGAUUCUAUCCCUUAUACAAUUAAUAGAUACUUACGUGAUUAUCAAAGGGAAGGUGCCCUGUUUUUGUAUGGACACUAUGUUCAUAAACGUGGAUGUAUUCUCGGAGAUGACAUGGGCCUUGGAAAAACAAUACAGGUAAUCUCAUUCCUGGCUGCAGUACUAAAUAAAAAAGGAACGCGUGCAGAUAUUGAAAACAACAUGCCUGAAUUUUUGCUAAGAACAGUGAAAAAAGAUGUGCCAUCUGUUCCAAAGAAUAUUUUCCUAAUUGUGACCCCUCUUUCUGUGCUGUAUAAUUGGAAAGAAGAAUUGGACACUUGGGGUUACUUCAGGGUUAUUGUGUUGUAUGGCAGUAGAAAGGACUAUGAACUGAAUCGAAUCAAACAAGGGAAAUGUGAGAUUGUGCUCACUACUUAUACGACUCUUCACCGAUAUUUGGAUGAGUUCAUCAGCCUGAAGUGGUCAGCUGUCAUUGUAGAUGAAGUGCACAGAAUCAAGAAUCCAAAGGCUCAAGUAACUAAAACCAUGAAGGCAUUAACAUGUAAUGUUCGAAUAGGACUCACUGGGACAAUUCUACAGAACAACAUGAAAGAACUUUGGUGUGUCAUGGACUGGGCUGUACCAGGACUUUUGGGUGGUGAAGCAAGGUUCAAGAAGGAGUUUUCAGAUCCAGUAGAGCAUGGCCAGAGGCACAUGGCAACUAAAAGAGAGUUAGCAACAGGUCGGAAGGCAAUGCAGAGGCUGGCUCAGAAAAUGCGUGGCUACUUCUUAAGGCGUACGAAGUCUCUCAUUAAGAGCCAGCUGCCCAAGAAGGAAGACAGAAUGGUAUAUUGUUCUCUAACGGAGUUUCAGAGAGCAGUUUAUAAGGCCGUAUUGGAGACAGAAGAUGUACACUUGGUUCUUCAAGCACGGGAACCCUGUAGUUGCAACAGUGGCCGUAAAAGGAGGAAUUGUUGUUACAAAACAAACACACAUGGUGAAACAAUGCAAGCUUUGUAUUUCAGUUACCUGACAAUUCUUCGUAAGAUUGCCAAUCAUGCUGCACUGUUACAAACUGACAGCACUAGCAAACAGCAGCUGUGA